AUGGAGCAACUGACUACCGACAAUGGCCAGCUGUCGGUGAAGGAAAAUGCGGAACGCAUGAUGCUCCGUUUCGACGCGAUUGAUGAGCUCAUGCGGUGCAGCUCCGAUGACGAGCAGGCCGCCAUCACAGCACACCUCAACGGGGGGGUGGACCUGCACAGUGUUCUGGUGCGACACGAGACGGAGCUUUCUGCGCUGCGUGAGGACUUCAUUGCCGCCCAUGUAGAUGAGGCAGAGAGCAUCUGUACCCUGUACAUGGAAAUUGUGGAGUGUGAGAAUAAGUUGGUAGAGUUUGAAGAGGAAAUUAUUGCUUUUCAGCGUCGUUUAGCCGAUUCCGCAGAAGACAUGGUAAAGAUGCAGCAACAUACCGUGUCCCUUGUGCGUAGCAUCAACAAUCGCCGCCUCUGCAGCAGCAGGCUGAGCGAGGUUUACACCGCCUUGCGGGAGUGUGAUGCCUUUUGUGGUGCUAUUGCCCAGAAGGAGGUGGAUUUGAGUUACUUGGAAAACAUCUCGGAGUUGGAGAGGCAGUUGACCUUCUUCUUGUCGAAUAAAGAGCUGGAGGGGUCGGCAGUGGACUUGGAAACACGACCACGUUUACACGCAGCCGCUGUGCGAGCUGGUGAUAAGCUGCAGCGAUAUUUUAGCAAAGAAUUUGUUGCACUGGCUGCGGCAGACGAUCUGGCUAGCGUUGGGAGCCAGCAGCGGUCAUUGGUGGAAACAGCUCAAAAUGCCAUCAAGUUCCUAAAGAAAUACCAUCAACCUAUUGCCGAGGCGAUUUCUCAAGAAUACGCAAAACGCAUGUCUGACGCUUUUGCUCGCCAUGUUCGUGCUGUGUUGCACGAUUUUGGUGAACUGUGUGUGGUGAAUGCCGGUAGCAUUGACACCAUCGUCACGGCGGAUGACGCGCAUGAUGUGGUGUGCAAUCGGGACUCCGGUGCUCCCAAAGGAAACCAUGUUACGGUGGCGCCACAGGCGCUAAGAUUUCCCGUGCAUCCGUUUCCGCGCCGUGAGCGCAGUGUUUCACAGCACAUGCGUAAUUUUGCGGGUCGCAUGCUGAAAUCUGAACGAUCCAUGAUUAUUCGGGAGACGACAAUUUACGAUACAGUCUCGGCGUUGGGCACAAUACGGGUUCGAAACGAAUCCUUUUCCCUGGAAGCGGCCGCGGCGCUUCCACUGGAAAACGCGGGUAAUUGGUCAUGCCAUUUUCUUCGCUGCAUGCACCUGCUCGUUAAACUUUGCAUCUCAGAAUGCCAGUUCAUCCGUCAGUUCUUUUGCCUCUCUGCAACGGAGGACGAUUACGACGGGACGGAGGCGCUCGUGCGUGUCGUGCUGUCGAGCGCACUCGACGUCGCCCAAAAUAGCAUUCUGGAGGAUCUGCCGCUGUUGACAGACCGUCAAAGUACCCUUGCUGGUCUUCGCAUUGUUGACAUUGCCAAAACGUUUCUUUGUCGUUUGCCGAAUCCCGUCCCUCUUCUUCUUCUUAGCGGCAUCAUGGAGUCUGCUAAAAGAAUAUUGUCCGGCACACUGCACAGCGUUGUGGCAAAUGACGAGAGAUCAACUCUGUUUCUAACGUCAUUGCGAUUGUCGCCCUUUCAGCUUGUGCUGGGCGGUAGUAAAGUGAGCUUGAGCAAACUUCUGGAGGACCGUCAGUACGCCGCCACACUCGGUCCCCACCCCAUCGUGCGACGGUUCAGUCAGAUUGCAGGGGAAAUGGAGCUCCUGAACUCCGCCUCUCUUGAGGGAUCCAUGGUGAACGGUGUGGAUCUUUUGCUGUAUGAUUCCGUCGUCGCUAAUGCUCUUUACCGUGAACUCGAAAAUGUCCUUGGGUUUAUCGCUACACUUGCAAAACGACACAAGAGCUCAUUGGCGCAGCGCAUGUUUGCUCUUAACAAUUAUUUUUACAUACAGGCAUAUUGGCGUCGACUGGCUAGUAUUUUAGCCUCUGUAGUGGCGGUGGAGCAGUUGCCAUGUGCUGCGCCACCUGCGCAUGUUGGCUGCAUCAGUAGCCGGAUUUCCAAUGAGCUGGCGCGUUUUGUGGAAGAAGACUCAAAGGCAGGCGGAAUCUAUGGUUACUUGUUUGACUUCGUCCAGGUCGCCGAGGCCGCGUUGGGAAGUGCCUUUUUUACCGAUGAAGUUCCGCUGGAACUCCCCUCAGACGCACUGCCAGCUGCUCUGAGCGAGGCCGCAACGCUGCAGGCGGUUUCCGACUUCAGCCAGAGUUGGCAGAUGCAGUUGUCAGAGACCUGCACACUUGUGCGGCGAGUUGUCAGCUGGACCUUCACAAACGCGGCGGCGGCGGUGCAGGACGAGGCUGCGUUGGACUCCAGCAAGGAGCUAGAGGAGCUUAUCCUCAAGGAGUACACGCAGGGCGUGGUGGAGGCCAACACGAAGUUGCAUGUGGUUGUCACGCGCCUCUUCGGAAAGCAUAGCGAGAUGCGCGCGCGGCUGACAAGCAACGCGACAGUUCUGCAUGAAGUGAAAAAAUUGCUUCUGACUUGA
Messenger RNA from Trypanosoma conorhini, 2499 nucleotides. RefSeq names its product putative leucine-rich repeat protein. The record is from RefSeq and is a predicted model, not a curated record. Lineage: Eukaryota; Euglenozoa; Kinetoplastea; Trypanosomatida; Trypanosomatidae. Gene Ontology annotation, cellular component: GARP complex. Gene Ontology annotation, molecular function: syntaxin binding. The transcript has a single exon. Gene Ontology annotation, biological process: retrograde transport, endosome to Golgi; endocytic recycling; Golgi to vacuole transport. The coding region runs from base 1 to 2499 and encodes 832 amino acids.